GAAGAAAAUGAGGGGGAGCCGGUUGAUCAUCUCCGCCUAAUAAAGACGGCGUAUACCAACAAGAAGACCGGCGAGAUUGAUGAUGGUGUUGUGAGGGAUGUGGUCACCCUCAUCGACAGUCAGAUGGAACAGGAAGUGUCUCAGCUUCAAACCGAGGAUGACGAUUCGACGGGAUCGACCGGCUUGCCUCGGGUUCGGAUCAACCAAAUCGUUGAAGCGUCGGUUCCAAAGAAGAAGGGCCGUUUGUUCGGUUUGGCUCGUCGGUCUCCCUCGGUUCCGUUUGCUUCUGCACCACCAUCGUCCUAUGUUGAUCAAGAAGUCCUUCUGAGUCAGAUGAGGGACAAGGAUGCUCGCAUAUCUGCGCUGGAGUCCAUGGUGGCGAGUCAAGAGGCGGGCUGGGAGGCACAGAGGAAGCUGAACGAGCAAAUGAUGGCGAUGAUGAGGAGCAUGAACCCGAACGCCAACGUCGACUUCCCGACCAUGCCAGAUCCGGACUUCCAAACCCCGUAG
Molecule: messenger RNA, 510 nt
Organism: Raphanus sativus (radish)
Lineage: Eukaryota; Viridiplantae; Streptophyta; Magnoliopsida; Brassicales; Brassicaceae
Exons: 2
Coding region: 124-510 (128 amino acids)
Source: RefSeq, a predicted model, not a curated record